CUGGGGUUACUUAUCGGGAACGUUCUUCCUUCAGUGACUUCUUCUUUUGUUGCCAGUUGAUUGCCACACUUCCGUGAUGAUGCACUCGUUCGGGGAGCUGCGGAUUCAGCUGCGUACCCUUCGCUUGCUCGGAGUCCUGAGAUUCAACAUCGACUACGACAAAGGUGUAGUCUCCGCGACGCCUGCGGAAGAGCGUGUGGCACGUUUCUAUCUAUGCGCAGUCCUGUCGAUCCUCAUUGGCAUUCACACAUACUGCGUCUGCAUGCCAGAGCACUUUUUCAUGCUCAACUACAAUGCCACGGGAAAUUGCUAUGCAUUGAUCAACAGUCGGACGUGUAAUGUGACCACAAUCCUCAUCUACACAAUGCUCUACGUGAGACGCUGUCGCUAUGCACGUCUGUUGGAGACGAUGCUGCGCCUCAAUCGUGUCUCCAGGGAUCAUCAUUCAUCCUCGAAGUUUGGCCUUCUGUACGGCAUUCAUCUGACGCUCUUUGUGCUCUGCAUGAUCAACUAUUGCCAUGGCUACUGGAGGGCACAACUCCCAACGACGAUCAUUCCCAUCAAUUUGUUCCAGUAUGGUUUCUCCUACAUGCUCAUGGGACAGCUGGUGGUCCUGUUUGUCUGCUUUCAAAGGAUAAUUCACUCCAAUUUGAGGUGCUUCCAUCGAAAGUUGUUGGCGAGUCGUCAGCUGUCCAGCGAGUGCCGUGAGUUCUAUGCGGAUUUCCGUGAUUAUAAUCAGAUUAUAUGGCUCUGUCAAGGAGAUAUCAAUGACUGCUUUGGUCUCCUCGUGCUGCCCAUAACCGGAUAUGUGCUGCUGACAACCCCAUCGGGUCCUUUCUAUCUAAUUUCAACGCUCUUUGAGGGCCGCUUUCCCAAGCCAUGGCGCUUUGCUCUCAUGCUGUUGACUUCUGCGUUCUGGAGUGUGCCUUGGGUGGCACUGCUGGUGCUCACGAUGGGCAUCACAAACGUCCAAAGGGAGGUGAGUAGAUGCCCCCCUCCUUAA
Molecule: messenger RNA, 1003 nt
Organism: Drosophila obscura
Lineage: Eukaryota; Metazoa; Arthropoda; Insecta; Diptera; Drosophilidae
Product: gustatory and pheromone receptor 39a-like
Exons: 1
Coding region: 77-1003 (308 amino acids)
Biological process (GO): sensory perception of taste
Cellular component (GO): membrane
Source: RefSeq, a predicted model, not a curated record